Parascedosporium putredinis is the source of this 1677-nucleotide messenger RNA. The record is from the annotation of a GenBank genome assembly. NCBI's taxonomy places the organism in Eukaryota, Fungi, Ascomycota, Sordariomycetes, Microascales, Microascaceae.
AUGCCCACUCUUCACCAGUACGACUACCUCUUCGCCAUUGGCACCAUCUUUGCCUUCCUUGAUGCUUGGAACAUUGGUGCCAACGAUGUCGCCAACUCUUGGGCCACAUCGGUCUCCUCCCGAUCCGUCGGGUACCUCCAGGCCAUGUCUCUCGGUUCCGUCCUUGAGCUUGCCGGUUCCGUAGGUGUCGGUGCCCGUGUUGCCGAUACCAUCCGCACCAAGAUUGUCGAUAUCGACCAGUUCAAGGAAGACCCCGGCAUGCUUAUGCUCGGUAUGGUCUGCGCAGUCGUUGCCUCCUCUGUCUACCUCACCUUCUGCACCAAGAUCGGUCUCCCUGUUUCUACUACUCACUCCAUCAUGGGUGGUAUCCUCGGUAUGGGUAUUGCCCUCGUUGGUGCCGAUAACAUCCACUGGGUCGACAAGGAGGGUGGUAUCAACUCUGGUGUCAUUCAAGUGUUCUUGGCCUGGAUCAUUGCCCCUGGUAUUUCGGGAGCUUUCGCUGCUAUCAUCUUUACCAUUACCAAGUACGGUGUCAUGCUUCGAAGCAACCCCGUCAUGCGCGGUCUCAUGCUCGUUCCCGUCUACUUCGGUAUCACUGCUUCUCUGUUGACCAUGCUUGUCGUCUGGAAGGGUGGAUCUAUCAAGAUUACCUUCGCCACCGCCGAGACCGUUGGUAUGAUUAUCGGUGUUGGCGCUGCCUUUGCCAUUUUCAUCUCCAUCUUCCUCAUUCCUUGGUUGUACCGCAUCGUCGUCAAGGAUGACUGGCAGCUCCGCUGGUGGCACAUCCCCAUGGGCCCUCUCCUCCUCAAGCGCCCCGAGCCUCCUGCGCAGCCCGAGGGUGCCAAGGGCGGUAUCACCGACUUCUACGCUGGCCACCUUACCCGAGAGGAGCUUGAAGCCCUCCGCAACCGCAACAGCCAGAACCGCGACCUUGAGUCCAGGGGUGCCAACGGUGAGGAGACCAAGGGAAGCCACGAAGACACCGAGGGCAAGGUCAUUGCCAGCGGCUCUGACGACGGCCAGGAGCAGCAGCCCGCUCCCGGUGCUUACGUCCACAAGUCCAUUGUUGGCCCCAAGCCCGACGCUCCUUGGUACUCUGGUGCCUUCCUCUUCUGGGCUCUCAAGAAGGUCUUCCUCCAGGGUGUUGACCAGGACAUCAUCAACAUGCAGAAGAAGGAGAGCGUUCUCACUGGCGAUCUCAACGAGAUGCACGCCCACGUCAAGCACUACGACAACAAGGCCGAAUAUCUCUACUCUUUCCUCCAGGUUUUGACCGCCUGUACCGCCUCCUUCACCCACGGUGCCAACGAUGUCGCCAACGCCAUCGGCCCUUAUGCCACCAUCUACCAGAUCUGGUCUAGCGGUACCCUCGCUGGCUCCAAGCUCCCCGUUCCUGACUGGAUUCUCGUCUUUGGUGGUGUUGGUAUCGCUCUCGGUAUCUGGACUUAUGGUUACAAUAUCAUGCGCAACCUUGAGCUCCCUGUCUCUACUACGCAGUGCAUCACUGGCGCCACCGUCGGUGUCGGUCUCUGCUCUGGUACCUGGCGCUCCAUCAACUGGCGCAUGAUCGCUUGGAUCUACAUGGGCUGGAUCAUCACCCUUCCCACCGCCGGUAUUAUCUCUGGCUGCCUUACUGGCAUCAUCUCCAACGCUCCCCACUGGACCUCGAGGGCCUAA